GGAGACCGAUGGAGACACUGCGCCUCUGAGCGCAAGAGGGAGAGAGUUAACAACCGCCAAAGCGGAUUACAGCUUGUCGCCCUGUGAUCCUAUCUCUGUUUCUCCUCUGGAGGGGUUUCCCUCCUGGUUCAGUUCUCCUCAUAGAGGAGAGAAGCGUUUCUUUACUGACCGGUGCUUGUUGGAUCGGCGCAUCUCCAAAAUGAGUUCUUCCUCCGCUGCGCUCUCAUCACCGUGGCAACUUUUUCGCACGCCAUCGCGGCACUGAAGAGCCUCUUGGUGGGGAAAGUUUUGCAUGAACCCUGCUGGGAUCAUGGGCAUACAAUGAAAACUUCCAUCUUCUUCUCUCUGCCUUCCAAGACGUGAGGCAACAAUGCAGAAGAGCGUUCGUUACAACGAAGGACACGCACUGUUUCUGUCGGCGGUGGCGCGUAAAGAGGGGACUAAGCGCGGCUACCUGAGCAAGAAGACGGCGGAGAACAGCCGAUGGUCAGAGAAGUUCUUCGCCCUCUACCAGAAUGUAUUGUUCUACUUUGAAAAUGAGCAAAGCGCACGACCAGCUGGGAUUUACCUGUUGGAAGGAUGCACCUGCGAGCGCACACCGGCGCCAAAGAUAUCCACGACAGGGAAGGAGGCGCUGGAGAAACAGCACUACUUCCUCAUUGUGUUUGGCCACGAUGGACAGAAACCUCUGGAGCUGCGGACGGAUGAGGAGAAUGAGUGUGAUGAAUGGGUUGAGGCCAUCCAGCAGGCAAGUUAUUCAGAUAUCAUAAUUGAAAGAGAAGUCCUGAUGCAGAAGUACAUCCACCUUGUGCAAAUUGUGGAGACUGAAAAGGUGGCUGCCAAUCAGCUGCGGACUCAGCUGGAGGACCAGGACACUGAGAUCGAAAGGCUUAAAUCUGAGAUUGUAGCUUUAAACAAAACUAAGGAGCGGAUGCGGCCUUAUCACAUCUACCACGAGAAUGAAGAUCCUGACAUCAAAAAGAUCAGAAAGGUUCAAAGUUUCAUGCGCGGCUGGCUGUGUCGCAGGAAGUGGAAAAUCAUUGUCCAGGACUAUAUUUGUUCUCCUCACGCAGAGAGCAUGAGGAAGAGGAACCAGAUUGUCUUCAAUAUGGUGGAGGCAGAGACAGAGUAUGUCCACCAGCUCUAUAUCCUGGUCAAUUGUUUCCUUAGACCUCUGAGAAUGGCUGCCAGCUCAAAGAAACCUCCAAUCAGUCAUGAUGAUGUCAGUAGCAUCUUCCUGAACAGUGAGACCAUCAUGUUCCUACAUGAGAUUUUCCAUCAAGGCUUGAAGGCUAGGAUCGCCAACUGGCCAACUCUGGUGUUGGCUGAUCUUUUUGACAUCCUGCUGCCCAUGCUAAACAUAUACCAGGAGUUUGUGCGUAACCAUCAGUACAGCCUGCAAGUUUUAGCCAACUGUAAGCAGAACAGAGACUUCGACAAGCUGCUAAAGCAGUAUGAGUCCAACGCUGCCUGCGAGGGAAGGAUGCUUGAGACCUUUCUCACAUACCCAAUGUUCCAGAUCCCUCGUUACAUCAUAACACUACAUGAGUUGCUGGCCCACACACCUCACGAACAUGUGGAACGUAAGAGUCUUGAAUUUGCCAAGUCUAAAUUAGAGGAACUGUCAAGAGUGAUGCAUGAUGAGGUCAGUGACACAGAAAACAUCCGGAAGAAUCUGGCCAUUGAGAGAAUGAUUGUUGAGGGCUGCGAUAUCCUGCUGGACACCAGCCAGACAUUCGUUAGACAGGGUUCUCUAAUCCAGCUGCCAUCUGUGGAGCGAGGAAAACUAAGCAAGGUCCGUCUGGGCUCUCUGUCAUUAAAGAAAGAGGGAGAGCGGCAGUGUUUUCUCUUCACAAAACACUGCCUUGUUUGCACUCGCAGCUCUGGUGGAAAAUUGCAUCUUCUAAAGCAAGGUGGUGUUUUGUCCCUCAUCGACUGCACACUCAUAGAGGAACCAGAUGCUAAUGAUGACGAAUGUAGAACAGCUGGCCAGGUGUUUGGUCAGCUGGACUUUAAGCUGGUGGUGGAGCCAACAGAUUCGCCUUCAUUUACUGUGGUGCUGCUGGCACCAUCACGGCAGGAGAAGGCUGCAUGGACCAGUGAUAUAAGCCAGUGUAUUGAUAAUAUCCGCUGUAAUGGCUUGAUGACCAGUGUGUUUGAGGAAAACUCAAAAGUCACUGUGCCUCAUAUGAUCAAAUCUGAUGUGCGCCUCCAUAAAGAUGAUGUUGACAUUUGCUUCAGCAAGACGCUCAACUCCUGCAAGGUCCCCCAGAUCCGUUACGCCAGUGUGGAGCGGCUGCUGGAGCGGCUGACCGACCUGCGCUUCCUCUCUAUAGACUUCCUGAACACCUUCCUACAUACGUAUAGGAUCUUCACCACGGCAACCGUGGUCAUGGACAAACUGGCUGAUAUCUACAAGAAGCCGUUUUCCUCCAUACCCAUCAGAUCCUUGGAGUUGUUUUUUGCCACAAACCAAAAUAACAGAGGCAGUGAGAACAUGAACGACCGAUCUCCUCGUCUCUGCCGCAAGUUCUCAUCUCCUCCUCCAUUGUCUAUCCAGUCCCGAACCUCUUCCCCUGUUCGAACCCGAAAGCUUUCCCUUCACACCCCCCUCACUGGCCGGGUGGGAGGCCUCGACCUUUCAUCUCCUCUAUCCAACUCAAACUUCAACCACAACAGCUCCCAGUCUGCUGCAAAUAGCCCUACUUCUGCACAGACUCCCCAAACGCCGACAUCUCAGACACCUACCCCAACAGCGACCUCUCCUCCCUCCACUUCCUCGUCUCCUCCUCCGGACAACGGCAAGUCGUCACAGGAUCAAGCUCCUCUGACUCCCUCCUCGCCGGACCAGAGCCCUAUCCCAGCAGCUGAUGGAGAGGAGGUUCCUAGGAUUGAUCCUUUCUGUGGAAAACUGAGACGGAGCAUUAGGAGAACUGUGUUGGAAUCUGUGUCGUUGGAGAAAAUCAUCCCAGAGUCUCCGCAGAGCAGCGAAGCAGGAGACAUGUCUCCGUGUCGCUCUCCAUCCACACCACGCCACCUCCGCUACAGACAGUCUGGAGUUCAGUCUGGGGAGAAUUCACGCUGCUCAGUGUCUCCUGCCUCAGCCUUUGCUAUUGCAACUGCAGGAGCAGGACAUGGUACCCCGCCAGUAUUUACUAACUCUGAGAGGACCUGUGAUAAAGAGUUCAUCAUCCGCAGAGCUGCCACCAACAGAGUCCUCAAUGUGCUGCGUCACUGGGUUUCCAAACACUCACAGGACUUUGAGAUGAAUGGGGAGCUGAAGAUGUCAGUGAUUUAUCUCCUCGAGGAAGUGCUAAGAGAUCCAGACCUCCUGCCUCAGGAGAGAAAAGCUACUGCCAACAUUCUAAGUGCCCUUUCUCAAGAUGAGCAGGAAGAUGCCCAGUUGAGGAUAGAGGAUAUUUUACAGAUGGCGGACUGCCCAAAGGCUGAGUGUUUUGAAUCCCUCUCUGCAAUGGAGCUGGCUGAGCAAAUCACCCUGCUGGAUCACAUCGUCUUUAGGAACAUUCCCUAUGAAGAGUUCCUGGGUCAGGGCUGGAUGAAGGUUGAUAAGAAUGAAAGGACUCCCUACAUUAUGAAAACAAGUCAACACUUUAAUGAUAUGAGUAACCUGGUGGCAUCUCAGAUUAUGAGCCACACUGAUGUUGGCUCGAGAGCCAAUUCUAUUGAAAAGUGGAUUGCAGUGGCAGACAUCUGCCGCUGUCUGAACAACUACAACGGGGUGCUGGAGAUCACAUCUGCACUCAAUCGCAGCGCCAUCUACCGUCUGAAGAAGACUUGGGCUAAAGUCAGCAAACAGACUAAAGCUCUGAUGGAUAAACUGCAGAAGACUGUGUCGUCUGAGGGAAGAUUUAAAAACCUGAGGGAGACACUAAAAAACUGCAACCCUCCAUGUGUGCCAUACCUAGGAAUGUACCUGACAGACUUGGCCUUUAUCGAGGAAGGAACUCCCAAUUUUACUGAGGAGGGUCUUGUUAAUUUCUCCAAAAUGAGGAUGAUAUCACAUAUCAUCCGAGAGAUCAGACAGUUUCAGCAGACACCUUACAGAAUAGAGCAUCAACCUAAGGUCACUCAGUAUCUUAUGGAUAAGACUCUGACCAUGGACGAGGACACGCUCUAUGAUCUCUCACUUAAGAUCGAGCCCAGAUUGCCUGCAUGAAUUAUCUCUGUUUUAAGCUUCGAGAAUGUACUGAGGAAGGAUCAAACACCUACCUGAUCCUAAUCCAUCAAGAAAAAUCUGGAAGAAAGUCUUUGGAGCAAUGUGGAAAUGGAUUGGGACAGGACUUGUGGAAAAUUAGUUGUUUUGCACAACAUUGAGGUAGCAUGCGAAGAGAACGGGUUGGUAGGGUGUGUAAGCAAUUGUUUUCAACCAGACCAAGGUUGGAUGCAACCUGUCGGAUGCACAGCAUAUAGGUUUCUUCAGUACAGAGUGUGGGUCACAUUACAUCACUCUUCCUCAGAGAGCCUGAGAGUGCAGAGAAAGGAGUGAAUGAAGAUAACAGAGAUGUAGCAUAACAGGUCGAAAUGCAGAGAGGUUUGAGCUUGUGUCUCUGUGCUCUGGUCUGUGUUAUGUCACGUGUGCAUUUUCAUGGCAUGCCCUAAGUAAACAUGCCCCACCCCCCAAAAAAAUGUUUUUCUGUUAUCACCAUUACUGCAUUAAAUUUGCAUGAUCUCAUCUUAGGAUGUAUCUGUUUGAAUGGCCUUUAACCAGACCACUACUUAGCAUGCUCCAACCACAAGGAAUCUAUUUGGCGAUAUGCAUCCUUGGUGAUCUUAGUAGGACCAAAAACUAUGCUCAUUUCAAAUGUAUUGUGGAAAGAUGCAUCUAAAUAAAAUGAGUUAAAUUUCAUAAUUGCAUAUCAAAUGAAAUGCAAUUUUUUUACUUCUUACCCAGAUGAAUAAUUCAAAAAUUUAGAUUUUUUUUUUAGUGCCUUCCAUCUAAGAAGGUCAGUUUCUGCAUACUUGACUAAAUGUCUGGUUAAAGCACUUUGUAAUUCCCCAAUAUACACUAAAAAAGAUCAAUGAAUUUCAAUUUUAUUUUUAAAAACUACACUCAUCAGAAAAUAGGCCAUGUAUGUUGAAUGGCACUGUAGCAUGUUUGUGCAAAGGAUGCAACAUCGAAACAUGAGCAAACAUCGCCCUCUACUGUUUGAUUGUUGUAAUUAGCCCUGCAAGCCUAAAGCAUUUGCAGCAUCUGUGUGCAAUUGUAAUGUUUUGGCUUUGGUAAACUGUUCGCUGUGUGAAUGUGUGGCUGACUGCAUGUAAGGCAGGAGCAGUUCUCUCUGAGAUGUAGCUUUGCUUGACUGAUAGUGGGAUCCUUGUUUACAGUUUAAUUUAUUUAGUACAUUUGUCUAUAAUUUAGUUCGUAUAAAAUGACAGCUUAGAUAUAGGACUGAUAAGAGAAGUUAUGCUGUGAAUCCUUUUGUUUUGUUUUUCACUUAAUUUUAUUUGAAUUAUAACGUUAUUUAAUUUGUUUUAGUAAUGAUAUUGAAUUGCUGUUUUGCAUCUCAUGAACAUACAAAAAAAAAUGUAUUCUUAGUUUGAAACAAUGUAGCAUUUGAAUGAUCAUUCUUAGUUUUUAUAUUAAUAUGAUAAAUAUUGUUGCAUGCAGACAACCAACAGCUGCAUGUUGUGCAUUUCUGACUGGAUAUCUCCCAAAACCUCCAUCGACUGCUUCUCUGUAUGAAAAUAAACUGUGUAGCUGCUGAAAAAAUAAGUAUAAAAAUAUUAUUUUGUCCAAAUAAACUGGCAUGUCUGUCGCUUGUUUGGCCCAAACCCAGGGCUGUCACACAUACACCAACCUGUUGUUACACAAUGAUGUCUUGGAAUUUUCCUCCUUUAGAAAUUUGUCUGUAGCUCUGUAGCAGAUUGCUAUGUUUGUGUUGUAACUUUUUAUGUGUAUUUGUUUUCAUGCUUAACUUUAUAUGUUUACAUUUUUCACUUGUUGGUGCAGGGAAAUAAAUACAACAUGCCUUAUGUA
Messenger RNA from Cyprinodon tularosa, 5998 nucleotides. It is a transcript of the gene rasgrf2b, whose product is annotated as Ras protein-specific guanine nucleotide-releasing factor 2b. Gene Ontology annotation, molecular function: guanyl-nucleotide exchange factor activity; protein binding. NCBI's taxonomy places the organism in Eukaryota, Metazoa, Chordata, Actinopteri, Cyprinodontiformes, Cyprinodontidae. Bases 371 to 4177 code for a protein of 1268 amino acids. Gene Ontology annotation, cellular component: plasma membrane. Gene Ontology annotation, biological process: positive regulation of GTPase activity; Ras protein signal transduction. The record is from RefSeq and is a predicted model, not a curated record. The transcript has 28 exons.